UACGCAUGCGCUGACGUAACAUUUCUUCUCGGUUUCUCUUUCUUCGUACCUUAUAUAUAUAUCAUCAACACGAGGCACUAAAAUUAUUCACCAAAAUUAUUGUGACAUACAGAUCAAAGAGCAGAAAAAGUGAGACAUCAAGAUGGCUCUUGCCAAAGCUAAGGAGAUUGUGUCGUCCAAUUCCGUUGUCGUUUUCAGCAAAACCUAUUGCCCUUUCUGCGUCAGAGUGAAGCAGCUCUUCGAUAGCCUUGGCGUCACUUACAAGCUCCUCGAGUUGGACGUUGAACGUGAUGGAGCGGAUAUCCAAGCAGCAUUACAUGAGUGGACUGGUCAGCGAACUGUGCCUAAUGUGUUCAUUAGCGGAAAACACAUUGGUGGCUGUGACGACACAACUGCACUGCACAAUCAGGGGAAGCUGGUGCCCCUGCUGACUUCAGCUGGAGCUAUUACCACCAAAUCAACUGCUUAAAGGAGCUCGAUUCCUUGUUUAGGUAGUUAAUUAGCAUAAUAAAAAUCCACCCACUUGUAUGGGUUGGAUUUUAUUGUAGUCCUUGAAGUUACCGUGUUUGUUCCUGUGUGACCUGUGUGACUCUUUCCAAAUCGUUGUUACUAUGUGAAGUAAGGAACUUAAGUUGCACCAUAUAAAUAAAUCUACUUAUGCAAGGUGCAAGGCUUGGUCUGUAGAAACUAGUGGUAAUAAAUUUGUGCAGUGUUUGUGACUGUGUUAUGCAUUUGCUUAUAAAGGUAAAUUAUAUCAGGUUAUAAUUUACAAA
Messenger RNA from Vigna unguiculata (cowpea), 773 nucleotides. RefSeq names its product Glutaredoxin family protein (gene GRXC2). Gene Ontology annotation, cellular component: cytoplasm. The record is from RefSeq and is a predicted model, not a curated record. Gene Ontology annotation, molecular function: glutathione disulfide oxidoreductase activity. NCBI's taxonomy places the organism in Eukaryota, Viridiplantae, Streptophyta, Magnoliopsida, Fabales, Fabaceae. Gene Ontology annotation, biological process: cellular response to oxidative stress.